This is a messenger RNA of Camellia sinensis, 2389 nucleotides long. The record is from RefSeq and is a predicted model, not a curated record. Lineage: Eukaryota; Viridiplantae; Streptophyta; Magnoliopsida; Ericales; Theaceae.
CACUAUACUUUUCAUAUAAUAGACAUAAUUUUAUAAGUCAAAUAGUGAAAUUAAUAUUACUAACUUCAAAAUUGAAGUUCUAACUUUAAAAACUGUUAGCUAAAAUAAUGUUGUGAUUAUUAAUGUUUAGGUUAUUCUGGUACAAGCAGUAAAUUAUCUAAGGACAAUAAAAUUUGAUACAGAAUGACUAUUAGAGUAAAGCUUAGUAAUUAUUAGUUUUGUUGAAUGUUGACUAUUUUGCAUUUGGAAUGAUAUGUGGCUUUUAUGGCUUUGAGAAUUCUUCUACAAUUUACCUGUGUUCUUUCAUUUUGCUUUUGUUCAAGUUUGAAUUAUUAGUUUAUCUAUUUCUUACCAAAAAGGUGCGCCUCACCUUGCGCCUACGCCUGAAUCUGGCGCCUUGGUGUGCCUUGAGCAUUUAAAAUCACUGGACAGCCACUAUGGAUAAUGACUGCAUGAAUGUAACUUUUUCUUCUCUAAAAGGUUAACUUAGUUUAAGUCAAAGUAAGACGAUUUCCAAAAAUCAGAUGUUUCUUGGGUUUAUUUCUGUGUGUUGUAUAUUUCAGUACUCCCUAGUCUAAUUACAUCGUGUGGUUUAAAUCUAUUUUCUAUGAAUUACUUGGUAAUUACAAUGUAUGUUGUUUAUUUUGUGUGGUACAAUUUCAUAUAUUUUUGGAUCUUCAAAAGUAAGAUCUGUAUCUACCACUGAAGUUGCAUUUCCUCAAAAGUGAACUGUUUGUGUUCUCUGUCUUUUCUUUAAUAAUUGAGAGUUGUCUGGUUUUCAACCUGAAAAUUGAUUGGUUCUUUUCAAAAAAUUCAUUAUAUCAUACUAUUUCAUAUGCCUAUCCUGGUUAAUGAAUGGAAAAAAAAGUACUUUUGCAUGUAUUCCUUAGUUUUUGACAAUUCCAUGUGAAAUAAUGAAUACCUGUGCAACUUGACUUCAACAUUUGUAAAUUGAAUAUUAUGUCUGUUGAUUUAGUUAUUUGGCUUCAUUCAUCUACUUGAAAUUUCCCCUGGUUUCUAUGGUCAGGUUGUUGCUAGUUUAUCGAAAAUUUAUCCAAAGGUUAUGGAAGCUCCUGCUGGUGGAGUCGAUGACAUGACUAAGCUAUCAUAUUUGCAUGAGCCUGGAGUUUUGCAGAAUUUGGCACUGAGAUAUCAGACCAAUGAAAUUUAUACUUAUACUGGAAGUAUUCUUAUUGCCAUUAAUCCAUUCCAAAGACUGCCUCAUCUAUAUGAUGGUCACAUGAUGGAACAAUACAAGGGAGCACCAUUUGGGGAACUGAGUCCUCAUGUUUUUGCUAUUGCUGAUGUUGCUUAUAGGGCAAUGAUCAAUGAGGGCAAAAGCAACUCCAUUCUGGUCAGUGGUGAAAGCGGGGCUGGUAAGACAGAAACUACUAAAAUGCUCAUGCGGUACCUUGCCUUUAUGGGUGGUCGUAAAGGCACUGAAGGAAGGACUGUUGAGCAACAAGUUCUAGAAUCAAAUCCAGUUCUUGAAGCAUUCGGCAAUGCAAAAACUGUUCGAAAUAACAAUUCCAGCCGUUUUGGUAAAUUUGUCGAGAUUCAAUUUGAUAAGCAUGGAAGAAUUUCAGGAGCAGCCAUUAGAACUUAUCUUCUUGAGAGAUCUCGUGUCUGUCAAAUUUCAGACCCAGAACGGAAUUAUCAUUGUUUUUACCUUCUUUGUGCAGCACCACCAGAGGAAGUUGCGAAAUACAAGUUGGGAGAUCCUAAAUCAUUUCACUAUCUUAACCAAUCAAAUUGCUAUGACCUCGUUGGUAUAAGUGAUGCUCAUGAUUAUCUUGCCACUAGGAGAGCUAUGGAUAUUGUUGGAAUCAGUCAGAAAGAUCAAGAUGCAAUUUUCAGAGUUGUGGCUGCAAUUCUUCAUCUUGGUAAUGUUGAAUUUACUAAGGGGAAAGAAAUUGAUUCUUCUGUUUUAAAAGAUGACAAAUCCAAAUUCCAUCUUCAAACGGCAGCAGACCUUCUCAUGUGUGAUCUUGGUGCAUUGGAAGAUGCACUGCUAAAGCGUGUAAUGAUCACCCCAGAAGAAGUUAUCAAGAGAAGUCUUGAUCCUGUUCAGGCAACAGUUAGCAGGGAUGGUUUAGCUAAGACAAUAUAUUCCCGUUUGUUUGACUGGUUAGUUGAUACAAUUAAUGUUUCAAUUGGACAAGAUCCUAACUCGAAAUCCUUGAUUGGGGUCCUUGACAUCUAUGGUUUUGAAAGCUUUAAGACUAAUAGUUUUGAGCAAUUUUGUAUUAAUUUCACAAAUGAGAAGCUGCAGCAACAUUUCAACCAGCAUGUGUUCAAGAUGGAGCAAGAAGAGUACACAAAAGAGGAGAUCAACUGGAGCUAUAUAGAAUUUGUUGACAAUCAAGAUGUCCUGGAUCUUAUUGAAAAG